Messenger RNA from Daphnia pulex (common water flea), 1707 nucleotides. Its product is annotated as compound eye opsin BCRH2-like. Bases 222 to 1403 code for a protein of 393 amino acids. The transcript has 5 exons. The record is from RefSeq and is a predicted model, not a curated record. Gene Ontology annotation, molecular function: G protein-coupled receptor activity. Gene Ontology annotation, biological process: G protein-coupled receptor signaling pathway. Gene Ontology annotation, cellular component: membrane. NCBI's taxonomy places the organism in Eukaryota, Metazoa, Arthropoda, Branchiopoda, Diplostraca, Daphniidae.
GGGCGGCGAGCAUUGGAGACGAGCAGAAACCUCUGUUCGAUACACACCAUCAUUUUUAAUAUCUCUCCGGUGCUUUAAACAAAAAAAAUAAACAACAACAACAACAACAAAUAUCCUACCGCAGUCUGAAGUUGCAAUUUUGACAGUCCGUUGACUUUCGAGAAGAGCGGAUCGAGCCCGAGCGCUGCUGUUUGCUGCCGGGUAAAUUUGAGGCCAUCGACAUGUCAUCAUCGGCGAUCAAUGAAACGCUGGCGCCUGCCGCCUUCACCCAGGGCCAAAAAUCUUUCGACCCGUGGAGCGUGCCAGACUCAUUCACCGUCUCCGUAUUCGCUCCCGAUUACGUCAAGCCUCUUCUCCAUCCCCACUGGGAGACCCAAAAGGCCGUUCAUCCGCUAUGGGCUUACUUCUUUGGUCUCUACUAUCUUGUCAUGGGUAGCAUGGCGAUCUGUGGCAACGUGAUGGUGUUGAAGAUUUUCAGCAACUUUAAAUGUCUUCGUACCCCAGCUAACAUGCUAGUCAUCAAUUUGGCCGUCUCUGAUCUCAUGCUGAUGCUCAGUCUGAUUCCGGAAUCCGUCUACAAUUUCUUCCUGGGAGGACCUUGGCAGUUUGGUCACAUUGGGUGUCAGAUCCACUCAUUCUGCGGAGCGUUUUUUGGAUACAGCCAAAUUACAACGUUAACCAUCAUUAGCUGGGAUCGUUACAACGUCAUCGUCAAGGGAUUCAGUGGCAAGCCUCUGACUUACGCCAAAGUAUCUCUGCUUAUUUUAUUCAACUGGUUGUGGGCAUUCGGCUGGGCCCUGGCGCCGCUCGUCGGCUGGGGUCUCUAUGCCCUGGACGGAAUGCUCGGAACGUGUUCGUUCGACUCUUACACGACCACAAUGAACCACAAGAGCUACAUCCUGGCGUCGUGCUUCUUCCAGUUCGCCGGCCCCAUUAUCGUCAUUAUCGGCUGUUAUUUCUUCAUCGUCAAGGCCGUUUUCAACCACGAAGAGGAGCUGCGGGGUCAGGCCAAGAAGAUGAACGUCACUUCGCUCAGGAGCAUCAACAAGGAACAGGAGUUGGCCGUUUCGGCCGAGAUCCGGGCCGCCAAAGUGGCCGUCGUCAACAUUCUGCUGUGGAUCUUCGCCUGGGCUCCGUUCACGACCAUCGCCAUGGUGGGUACGUGGUACGAUGCGUCGUUCGUCACGCCGCUCAUGUCCGAGCUGCCCAUCAUUUGCGCCAAGACGUCGGCCCUCUACAACCCGGUCAUCUACGCCUUGUCUCAUCCAAAGUACCGCGAGUGCCUCAAGGAGCUCUACCCUUGGCUGUGCAUCAUGGUCGACGAACGCAAAACGGUCCGAGGCCGAAACGGCGACUCCAGUUCGGCCGUCACUUCCAUCAAAACCGAAACUUCCUCCGAAUGAAAUAACGAAACCGAUCUACUCCGCUCGAUUAAUCCGCUCGACUCGCAAACUUCCCCUUUAACGUUUAGAUUUACUUUGACGACGGUGCAAUAAACAACAUGAUUAUUGCAUAUUGGAAUGACAAUUUAAAAGCCCAGUGUUUCAUUUUAUGACUGCUGUGAUGACAGAGUCAUUCUCUUUCAUGCGCAUUAUUAUUUCCGCCCUGUCCGCUUCUUCAAUUCCCUGUGUGUGUACCCCCUAGGUGUAUUGUUUUGUAGUCGACCCUACAUUAAUUCGAAUAUUAAACAAUCUGGCAAUCUGACAA